Molecule: messenger RNA, 3301 nt
Organism: Armigeres subalbatus
Lineage: Eukaryota; Metazoa; Arthropoda; Insecta; Diptera; Culicidae
Product: protein HIRA homolog
Exons: 6
Coding region: 204-3050 (948 amino acids)
Biological process (GO): DNA-templated transcription; regulation of DNA-templated transcription; chromatin remodeling
Cellular component (GO): nucleus; chromatin; HIR complex
Molecular function (GO): protein binding; nucleosome binding
Source: RefSeq, a predicted model, not a curated record
CUCGUUAUUUGCGGAUCGCGGAGUGUUUGCUGUAGAUUGCAAAACAUUUUUUGAUAAAUUCGUAUUAAAUUUCGAUUAAAUGCCUUCGCAAAACUAGUUAAACUUGUUCAGCAACAAGUGCAUCAUAUUGUUAAGAAAGAAAUGUGAAGUGAAGUGUACGAUUUGUUGGAAAAAAUUGAUCUGAAAAUUCGCCGGAAUCCGACAUGAAAAUUUUGCAACCAGCCUGGGUUCAUCACGAUGAAAAGGCAAUAUUUUCCAUCGAUAUCCAUCCUGGUGGCGAAAAAUUUGCCACAGGUGGGCAGGGAAAUGAUUCCGGCCGGGUCGUGAUCUGGAACUUGGUACCGGUGAUCAGCGAGGAAGCUGAGAAAAAUAAGAAUGUUCCGCGGAUGCUCUGUCAGAUGGACAACCACCUGGCGUGCGUGAACUGUGUUCGAUGGAGUGGCAGCGGAACCAUGUUGGCAUCCUGCGCGGACGAUAAAUUGAUAAUGAUCUGGAAGAAGAGUGCCGGUGGAGGGAGCUCAUUCGGAUCCGCCAAGACGGUGGAGCAUUGGAGGUGUAUUGCCACACUCCGGGGUCACUCGGGGGAUGUUCUCGAUUUGGCGUGGUCCCCGCAGGAUCAAUACAUUGCCAGUAGCAGCGUUGACAAUACCGUCAUCAUUUGGGACGCGAAGGAAUUUCCGUCGAUUGUACAGGUGAUGAAGGGUCACACUGGGUUAGUGAAAGGAGUUGCGUGGGAUCCGGUUGGAAAGUUUGUUGCUUCGCAGAGCGAUGACAAAACUUUGAAAAUUUGGAAGACAUCGAAUUUUACAUUAUUUAAGACGGUAACGGAGCCGUUCGAAGAAUGCGGAGGAACAACGCAUAUUCUGCGAUUGUCUUGGUCCCCCGAUGGCCAGUAUUUGGUAUCGGCUCACGCCAUGAACGGAGGAGGUCCUACAGCACAAAUCAUCGAGAGAGAUGGUUGGAAGUGCGACAAAGAUUUCGUAGGUCAUCGGAAAGCGGUCACCUGUGUGAGGUUCCACAACGCAAUUCUACAAAGAAUGGCCCCGAAGACUAAUAAAUCUCAGCAGUAUUGUUGUUUGGCCGUUGGAUCUAGGGACAAGAGUUUGUCCGUUUGGUUGACAGCUCUACAACGUCCUCUUGUGGUUAUUCAUGAUCUCUUUCAAGAUUCGAUCCUGGAUUUAAGCUGGAGUCACAAUGGAUACAUUCUUCUGGCUUGUAGCGGAGACGGCCACGUGGCAUGUCUACAGUUCAGUGCCGAAGAGUUGGGGACACCUUUAUCCGAUGAUGAUCGGAAUAGUUUGUACCAUCGAAUGUACGGCAAGAACAUCACGUUGGAUAUGAAUGGUCAAACUGGAAAAGAUUCUCUAAUUGAGAAUGCCGAGCUGCUGAGUGCAUCUCAAAGCAAGUUGACUGCCCCGACAUUGAUACCUCAGCUACCGCAAAGUACACCACCGCAAGCUGCCCCUAAAAUAAGCUCAAUCGCUCUGCCCUCGUCGUCACCGGUGGGAAUUCAAUCGUCUGCUAGUCAAGACAGCCAACGGCCAAUUCUGAAGCAAAUCGAAACCAAGACAGCUGAUGGCAAACGACGGAUUACGCCCAUGUUCAUACCUCUGAACGAUGAAGCGGAUGUGCCGACCUCCGGAAGUGGCCAAUUUUCCAGUAGCACUGCCAGUAAAAGCAGCAUCGUGACCGUCGAAAAAGUGCCCGAAUCUGUAACGUCUAUCUCUGUCGCCACAAACGGAAUAGGCAUUAAUUUCGAAAACCUGGCGGCCCAGACUGCCAAGCUGGACAGUCGAUUGAAGAAAGUGAGUAAACAAGAUCCGCCACCUGGCCGUGCUGUACUGCCAUCAGAUCCUGCGACCACAAUCGCUUUGCAUAGUCCGGAGAAGCUUUCCGUGACCAUUCAGCCAGUUUUGUCCGGGAAAGCGUCCCCGGUACAAGGGGCGGGUAUCAAAGCCAUAGGAGAUUAUCGAAUACAGGUUACGAACGGAGCCGUGAAAACGGGCUACGGUCCGUUGGGGAAAGUGUUGGUCAACUUGAUGAGUCUUCCCCGAGCAGACAAAAAACUAUGGGAAACGGUGAUCGGAUCGCCGGUAUGCAGUUUUGCAGUAGCGAAGAGAUUCGUGCUGCUGUGCAGCAUGGAUGGCAGCAUAAGGUUUCUGGACAUUCAGAACGGAUCUCCGAUACUGCCGGUUAUGAGUUUGACCAGCCCGGUGAUUCAUAGUACGUUUAGUGCUGAUUGUCGAUUAGGCGCAGUUUUAACAGAGAAUUGUACGUUACGUGUAUGGGAUCUGAACGAGCAAAGUAUCUUCCUCAGUAGUAGUUGCCUGGACAUUAUGGGAACAAGCUAUGCGACGCUUCUACACGUCUCAGAUCAGGGGAUUCCGUUUGUCAUCUUGUCCAAUGGUGCAUCAUUUUCAUACAGCAAAAAGUUGGAAAGCUGGCUAAUAACCAACUCCGCAGAUCCCAUAAUGCGCCAUGGUCUAAUGACAACCAAAGUGGGGUCCAUUGUACGCAACUUGAAGACAUUCCCAUUAGCCACGGUUCAAUCGUUCUCUAAUUUCCAACCGGUCAAUUCCAGAUCUUUCAUGGAAAAUUCGAAUACAACCUGGCAGAACGAGGCAAUUCUCUCGUUUGUGGAGAACCAGAUCAAAAUUGCCGAAACUAUCCAAUCAUCAACGGAAGUGAAACACUGGUACCUAAUGUUGGGCUUCCAGCUGGCCCAGCACGGCACGGAAGAAAAGAUUCGACAGGUGCUGGAUAACCUACUUGGGUCUCCUUUCCGAUCCGCUUCGACUAGUGCUUCCGAGUCUUCUAUUCUGGGUAUCUCCAAGCACGCACUGCUGGAGGAAAUUCUUCUGCAGCUCAAAACGCAACCCAAAUGGCAGCGAAUAUAUAUGGAGUAUGCGGAUCAACUCAAGCGGAACAGCGGCUCGAAAGGUCCACUGCCGCAGCAGUGCAGCAUUGACGAGGAGAUGCGUCCGAUCGGGGAGGCGCCGGUCGAAAAGCUACAGCCUCUGGAUUUACACCAUCUAAACGAGACGGAAUAACGAAAUGAUUCCCAGGAACGUACAUCAUGUGUCUAGUAGAGUGCACCGACGGGUAAUUCCAUCCUUUUUCUAAAUUUUGCACUGUUUGUUAGAAAAGCAACUAUUUUAUUUUCGCUUAUCAUCAAUAUAUUAUCAUGUUUGUUGAAUUUAUGUGAAUUAUUUGGAUUAUUCAAAUGGUUUCAAACGAUGAAAGGAUUACGUAAAGUGUAAUUUUUUAUAUUAAAAAUAAUAAUAAAUUGGAUAACGGGGUU